UAUUAAUUAAACUAUCCGAUUUGAAAAUGUACAAACUCAUUGUAUUAUUCUCGGUAUUUUUAUACAUUAAUGACACCAAUGCUCAAUAUAAAAUGAGUGAUGGACGAAUACAACAGACUACCAAACUCACACCUCAUAGUCCGACCUAUAAAAUAGUAAGGAACGUCCAACCUAUGGGACUCGCUGCUCCACAGUCACAGAUGAUGAAACCAAAAAGAUAUACGUUCAGAAAAAUAACAAGCGUUGGCCCCAAAAGAAGAUUAACCAAAAGGCAACAGGUAGCUGAAACUCUAAAACAGCAAGCUAUAAGAAACAUUAUAGCUGCAAAGACUGUGAUAAAUAAAGAGCCUGUUCCUGCCAAUGUCAGUCCACAGAUUAAAAAACUGGCAGCACCCAAUAAUGUUGCUAGUGAAAUUUUAGUAUGGCGAUCAUAGAAAAUUUUAAUUAUUAAUGUUAUUUAUUUAUUUUAGUGAUAAGUAUUUAAAAACAAUAAAGUUAAU
Pararge aegeria (speckled wood butterfly) is the source of this 500-nucleotide messenger RNA. RefSeq lists its product as uncharacterized. The record is from RefSeq and is a predicted model, not a curated record. NCBI's taxonomy places the organism in Eukaryota, Metazoa, Arthropoda, Insecta, Lepidoptera, Nymphalidae. Bases 27 to 434 code for a protein of 135 amino acids. The transcript is spliced from 2 exons.